AUGUGUAGAGAGCCUGCGCCUCUUUCUCUUUAUAGCUUUUGUCUCCACCGGUGGAAUCUCCCUUCUCUCAGUAGUGAUUGCAGCUCGCCUUCCUCCCAGUAUUUAUGGAAGACGGGGCUCAUUGAUUCAGCUUCUCCCCCUUUUCGGCCACCGCCCUUUUUAUCUCGUUUUGGUCACGGGCGGACUCUGGAGUGGGUUCAAGGUUACUCUUAUGCGAUUGUUCUGGAUAAUUUGAUGCCGCAGGAUCACGCAUCGUGGGAUCGGAAGGAGCUCGUGAGGCAGAGGAAGCACGAGAGGCCUGAACCAUCUUUCGAUUCGGCUUUCAGAUGGAGGGAUUCGCCUUCUACUCCUUCUUCUCACCAUGGUCCCCGAGAUUUUUCACGUUGGGGAUCUGGAGACUUCCGCAGGCCUUCUUGUCAUGGUAAGCAAGGUGGGCGGCACCAGUUUGUGGAGGAGACUAGUCAUGGAUACACACCUUCUCGGUCCAGUGCCCGGAUGUUUGAAAAUGACUACUACAGACCAUCAGCUUCACGUGGAGACUGGAGAUAUACCAGGAAUUGCAGGGAUGAUCGAGUUUCUUUCAGCCAGAAGGACUGGAAAUGCAAUACAUGGGAGAUGAGCAACGGAUCUUCUAGAGGUUUUGAGAGGCCAGUUGGUAUUAGAAAUGGUCGGAGGUCAGUUGAUGAUAGGCCACCACAUACUUCGGAUAUUCAUACUAAUGUGGUGAACUCUUGGGAUCCAGCCAACUCCACUCAUCAGCCGGACAUUGAGCUCUGUAACCCAGUACGGACUCUAAAGUUUAGAAACGAGCAGAGAUUUUCAGAUCAAAGGCUAUCAGUUCCUUCAGAUCCUCAUUCUGACUGUCCUAGCUUGUUUGAACGGCCAUCUUCGGAGAACAAUUACGGCAAUAAGUCAUGCUCUCCAGCAAAGCAAUGCAAUGAUUUGAUGUAUGGUCGAAGAGUAGCUAAUGAUAAUUCAUUAGAUCCUCCAAUCCUCAAUGCAGAGGUAGAGGGUACUUGGGAACAGCCUCACCUGAAAGACCCGCAAGAUAAUAGGUUACAUGGAAUCAGUGAUUUAGACGGUGCCAGGAAAAAUGGGAAGGAGAGUCCUCUGGGAGCAAUGGGAAAACUUCCAGUAUGGACCGGUUCUGGCAGUUUUGCGUCUCAGAGUUCUGGUUUUAGUCACUCAAGUAGCUUGAAAAGCGCGGGGGCUGUCGAAUCUAGUGAUCGGAAAAAUGAGGUUCUUCCUAAAGUUGUUGCCGUGACUCAAUCUUCUUCAGGAGAUGCUACUGCUUGUGCCACAACUACUCAACUUCCUGAGGAGACGAAUUCUAGAAAGAAACAACGACUUGGGUGGGGUGAGGGCCUCGCAAAAUAUGAGAAAAAGAAAGUUGAUGUUUACACCAACGAAGAUGGAUCACCUAUGUUGGAAAAUGGUACAGACGAACUGCACUCUUUGACCAAAAAUAUGGCCGAUAAAAGUCCUACAGCAGCCACUGUUCCAGAUUAUGGUUCCCCUACAACUCCAUCCUCUGUAGCUUGCAGUUCAUCACCAGGGUUUGCAGAUAAAUCAUCUGCGAAGGCUGCUGUAGCUGCUAGCGAUGUCAGUAACAUGUGCCGUUCACCUAGUCCCGUGUCUAGUGUUCCCCUGGAACGAUUUCCAAUCAAUAUAGAGGAGCUCGAUAACAUCUCAAUCGAGCGAUUUGGCUGUUUGCUCAAUGAGUUGCUUGGUACUGAUGAUUUUGGUACAGGCGAUUCCAGUUCUGUUCAUUUGACUUCAAUGAACAGAUUACUUGCCUGGAAAGGUGAUAUUUUGAAAGCUGUAGAGAUGACUGAAUCGGAAAUUGAUCUUCUUGAAAACAAACAUAGGACGCUAAAGCUUGAAGGGGGAAGACACUGCCGUGUUGUUGGACCCAGUUCAUACCCUUUUGAGGGAGAUGAAAAUGUGCCCAAGGAGCAGGAAGCUUGUUGUAAUUUAGGUCCUAACGGAGCAGCUUCCUCUGUAGCUGAAACACUGGUGAGAGAUCCUGUUCAUCAGGCUGUUUUAGCCAAGGUUCCAGAUGAAAUUUCUGAAGAUAGCCCUGGAGAGUUUAAAUCUAUAGCCCAAUCGUUUGCCACUGUCGAAGGCGAUGUAGAUAUGUUGCCCAUGCCAUCUAUGAAGGCAGCUGCUUCUUCCAAAGAGAUCAACACAUCUGCUUUCGCCAAUCAGGAAAUUAUUGAGCUUUCUUCUGCUGAUUACAUCAUGGCCUCCAAUGAAGACUUACUCUGUGCUAAGUUAUUGUCUUCCAAUAAAAAGUGUGCCAGUGAAUCAUCUGAAGUAUUUAAAGAAUUACUUCCAAGAGAUUUCAGUUUGUUGGAAGACUCAAGAUUCCCUAGCCUAAGUCAAGGGCAGUUUGAUUCUCAGGUCAAGGGAAAAGUUGCAGAGAGGAUAGAGCUCUUGAGAGCUAGGGAGAAAAUUUUACUCCUUCAGUUUAAAGCGUUUCAGCUCGCAUGGAAGAAAGAUCUGCGUCAGCUAGCUUUAACAAAGUACCAGUCAAAGUCUAACAGAAAAACAGAAUUAUAUCCGAAUGCAAAGAAUAGCGGCCAUCUAAAGCUUCCCCAACCUGUACGCCUGAGAUUAUCUUCUUCAGCUUCAAGAAGGGAUAGUGUAGCCCCCACCGCAGAGCUCCUAAGUUAUAUGGAAAAGCUACUUCCGGACACCCAUCUAAAGCCUUUUAGAGACAUUUUGAGAAUGCCUGCAAUGAUUUUGGAUGAGAAAGAGAGGGUGAUGUCGAGGUUUAUCUCGAGCAAUGGACUGAUUGAAGAUCCAUGUGACGUUGAAAAGGAAAAAACAAUGAUUAAUCCUUGGACCUCAGAAGAGAAGGAGACUUUCCUGAAUAUGCUAGCAAUGCACGGGAAGAAUUUCAAGAAAAUUGCUUCAUAUCUUACCCAGAAGACAACUGCAGACUGUAUUGAGUACUACUACAAAAACCAUAAGUCUGAUUGUUUUAGGAAAAUAAAGAAGCAGCGUGCUUAUGGAAAAGAGGGGAAGCACACCUACAUGUUGGCGUCACAAAAGAAGUGGAAACGUGAGUUGGGGGCUGCCUCACUUGAUAUUUUAGGCGCCGUCUCCAUUAUAGCAGCAAAUGCUGGAAAGGUCGCAUCAACCAGGCAGAUCUCUUCCAAAAGGAUCACUCUUCGAGGUUGCAGCAGUUCUAAUUCAUUGCAGCACGAUGGGAAUAACUCUGAAGGGUGCUCCUACAGUUUCGAUUUCCCUCGCAAGAGAACUGUUCGUGAAGAUGUUUUAGCUGUUGGUCCUUUGUCAUCAGAGCAGCUAAAUUCUUGCUUAGGGACUUCCAUGAACUCUAGAGCGAGGUGUAUGGAUCAACUGAAGUUUGAUCCUGUUGUAAAAAAACCUCGGAUAUCUCAUACUACACAUAAUGAGAACAGCAAUGAAGAAGAUGACUCAUGUUCGGAAGAGAGCUGCGGGGAAACGGGCCAGUUACAUUGGACAGAUGAUGAGAGAUCUGCCUUUAUACAGGGUUUCUCGCUAUAUGGCAAGAAUUUUGCUUCAAUAUCGAAUUUUGUCAAGACAAGGUCUCCGGACCAGUGUAGGGUUUUCUUUAGCAAAGUUCGGAAAUGCCUUGGGUUGGAAUGUAUACAGUCUGGAUCUGGAAAUGUAAGCACAUCCGCAAGUGUUGAUAAUGCCAAUGAGGCUGGUGGAAGUGACUUGGAAGACCCUUGUGCUAUGGAGAGUAACUCUGGCAUAUGCAAUAAUGGAGAAAGCGUCAAGAUGGGUUUGAACUCACCUACCUCACCUUUUAACAUGAGUCAGGAGGUAGCUAAUCAUUCAGGCUCUGCAAAUGUGGAAGCUGGCGUGAGUAGAUCAGAACAAGAGACUGGGCUGACAUAUUUGCGUUUGAAAGAUGGUAUUAAUCUCGUGAACAAUGCAUAUAUCAAUGGGGCUCUCCCGGGACUAGUUUCGGAACCUGGCAGAGAUUUGGUUGACAAUAAUACUGUUGAGAGCCAGUGUCAGGCUGCAGAGAAGAGUAAGAGCAAUUGUCUACUGUCAAUGGAAAUAGAUGAAGAAAGCUCACGCAAGGACUCAGGAGGUCAAGGUGCUGCACUGCCUAAACAGAGUUCAAAGAAUCAAGAUGGAGUGAUGCAAGCUGCAAAUAGAAACAGAAAUACUGGUAUUGAGGCUGAAGCUGCACCUUCAGGUUUCAGGUAUCCUGAGUGUCUGCACCAUGUUCCGAUUGCGGUGGCUGAGGAAAACCUUGUAGGUGUCAGUAUACCACAAGGAAAUCCCAAUUGCCAUACAGAGUCCGAGUCACCAAAUUCUCUUGUUGGACAAGUUGUCCAAACAAAUAACUUGGGUUGGCAGUUUUCCAAGGUAAAUUUGGAUUUGGGUGGGAGGCUUCAGGGUUUAGGCCAUGUCAAAGUUGAGCAGAAUGGUCACCCAAAUGCGACUUAUAGCGAAUCUUGUCAAAUUCCCCAGAGACCAUUCACGCAAGAUCUGAGCAGGAUAAGCAGGUCUAAAUCUGAUUUGAUUGUGAAAACCCUACGAACAGGUGAAAGCUUCUCGCUCAGCAAGUGUACUACUUCAGCUGCUAAGCCUCUGAUAGUAUUCCAGAAAGAUGGAAGAUCUGGUCAUAUCAGGAGCCAUUCUUUUACUUUGCCUGAUACUGAGAGACUCGACAAGAAUGGUGAUGUGAAGCUGUUUGGUACAGUGCUAACCGCUGAUGAGAAUGGAGGCAUACAAAGACACGAUCCAAGCGGAAGUGUCGAGUCAUCAUCAACCAUGAGCAGGGACCAUGAUACGAGACAUCAGUACAUUAAUCAGCAACACCUUCAGAAUGUUCCUAUUACGAGCUAUGGUUACUGGGAUGGCAGCAGAAUUCAAACCGGGCUCACAUCGUUGCCAGAGUCGGCUAAGUUGCUGGCAAGUUGCCCCGACGCCUUUACCACGCAUCUCAAGCAGCAAGUUUUGAGUAGUACAGAGGUUCAGUUGGAUGCUACUGGUGGAAUUCUGAGCUUUGGGAAGCAUAUGGAAGAUAGAGCAGAGGCCUCAAGCGGUAAGGAGGAAGGUAACAUAGGAGGAGUAGAUGGUGUAGCAGAGGCAGCCACGUUAAUCAAAAGCUUCUUAGGGUCAUGA
This is a messenger RNA of Microthlaspi erraticum, 5133 nucleotides long. The record is from the annotation of a GenBank genome assembly. NCBI's taxonomy places the organism in Eukaryota, Viridiplantae, Streptophyta, Magnoliopsida, Brassicales, Brassicaceae.